UUUCUCUGCUUCUAGGGAGGGGGGUUGAUUAUCAUGGCAGAUCGGACAGCUCCUAGAUGCCAGCUCCAUCUGGAGUGGGUAUAUGGGUAUAGGGGUCAUCAGUGUCGCAACAACCUGUACUACACAGCAGGCAAAGAAGUGGUUUACUUUGUGGCUGGAGUCGGCGUGGUUUAUAACACCAGAGAGCAUAUACAGAAAUUUUUCUUGGGACACAAUGAUGACAUUAUCAGCCUAGCUUUGCAUCCUGAUAAAACACUUGUUGCUACAGGACAAGUUGGCAAGGACCCUUAUAUCUGCAUCUGGGAUUCCUACAAUAUACAGGCUGUCUCUGUCUUAAAAGAUGCACAUACCCAUGGAGUUGCAUGCUUGGCUUUUGAUUCAGAUGGUCAGCGUUUAUCUUCAGUGGGAUUGGAUGCCAAAAACACAGUCUGCAUUUGGGAUUGGAAGAAAGGAAAACUACUGGCAUCAGCUACUGGCCACUCAGAUAGGAUUUUUGAUAUUUCCUGGGAUCCAUUUCAACCUAACCGAGUGGCUAGCUGUGGAGUGAAACAUAUCAAGUUUUGGACACUGUGCGGAAAUGCCUUGACUGCCAAAAGAGGAAUAUUUGGCAAAACAGGAGACUUGCAAACUAUCCUUUGUUUGUCUUGUGCAAAAGAUGAUGUUACAUUCUCUGGUGCUUUAAAUGGAGACGUCUAUGUCUGGAAAGGGCUCACCUUAGUACGCACAAUCCAAGGAGCUCAUGGUGCUGGAAUUUUUAGUAUGUAUGGAUGUGAGGAAGGUUUUGCAACUGGUGGGAGAGAUGGCUGCAUUCGACUGUGGGAUAUUGAUUUCAAGCCAAUAACUAAAAUUGAUCUCAGGGAGACUGAGCAAGGAUAUAAAGGUUUAUCUAUUCGAAGCGUGUGUUGGAAAGCAGAUCGACUUCUAGCAGGAACACAGGACAGUGAAAUAUUUGAAAUUAUUGUGAGAGAAAGAGACAAGCCAAUGCUCAUCAUGCAAGGUCACUGUGAAGGCGAGCUCUGGGCUCUGGCAGUCCAUCCCAAAAAGCCAUUAGUUGUUACUGGCAGUGAUGAUCGAUCUGUGCGCUUAUGGAGUCUUGCUGAUCAUGCUUUGAUUGCCCGAUGCAAUAUGGAAGAAGCUGUGCGGAGUGUAUCUUUCAACCCUGAUGGAUCUCAGCUGGCUCUGGGAAUGAAAGAUGGCUCUUUUAUUGUUCUGAGAGUAAGAGAUAUGACAGAAGUUGUUCAUAUCAAAGAUCGGAAAGAAGUGAUUCAUGAAAUGAAGUUUUCACCAGACGGCUGCUAUCUUGCAGUGGGUUCUAAUGAUGGUCAGGUAGAUAUCUAUGCAGUUGCUCAGCGGUAUAAGAAAACUGGAGAAUGCAACAAAUCUUCUAGUUUUAUCACUCAUAUUGACUGGUCUCUAGACAGUAAAUUCUUGCAAACAAAUGAUGGUGCAGGAGCACGCUUCUUCUACAGGAUGCCAUCUGGAAAACAUUUGGCAAACAAAGAUGAGAUCAAAGGAAUUUGUUGGGCUUCAUGGACCUGUGUAAUAGGAUCAGAAGUAAAUGGAAUCUGGACAAAAUACAGUGAUGUUACAGAUAUUAACUCUGUAGAUGGGAAUUAUAAUAAUACAGUUUUAGUGACUGGAGAUGAUUUUGGAUUAGUUAAAUUAUUCAGAUUUCCAUGUCUUAAGAAAGGUGCAAAAUUCAGAAAAUAUGUUGGCCAUUCUGCUCAUGUUACAAAUGUCCGCUGGUCACAUGACUUCCAAUGGGUAAUCAGUACGGGAGGUGCAGAUCAUUCUGUUUUUCAAUGGCGGUUUAUUCCAGAAGGUGUAACAACUGGAAUCCUUGAAGCAGCCCGUAUAGAUUGUGGCAUAGAUUCCUACAGUGAAGAAUCAGAUUCUGAUUUAUCUGAUGUGCCAGAAUUAGAUUCAGAUAUUGAGCAAGAAGCUCAAAUCAAUUAUGUUCGACAGGUUUACAAAGAAGAUCUACCUCAACUGAAACAGCAACGUAAAGAGAAAAGCCAUUCAGUGCCCUUCCUUAAGAGAGAGAGAGCCCCCGAUGACAGUUUAAAGCUGCAAUUUAUACAUGGUUAUAGAGGCUAUGAUUGUCGAAACAAUUUAUUCUACACACAGACUGGAGAAGUGGUUUAUCAUAUUGCUGCUGUUGCUGUGGUGUAUAAUAGACAGCAGCACACCCAAAGACUAUAUCUUGGUCAUGAUGAUGACAUUCUCAGUCUUGCCAUCCAUCCUAUGAAAGAUUAUGUUGCUACUGGGCAG
Messenger RNA from Protobothrops mucrosquamatus (brown spotted pit viper), 2271 nucleotides. Its product is annotated as echinoderm microtubule-associated protein-like 6. The transcript has 14 exons. The record is from RefSeq and is a predicted model, not a curated record. NCBI's taxonomy places the organism in Eukaryota, Metazoa, Chordata, Lepidosauria, Squamata, Viperidae. The annotation marks the transcript as partial. Gene Ontology annotation, molecular function: microtubule binding.